AUGGAGGAGACUUCAUGGAGGAUCAAAUCAAACACUAAAUGGUUGCAAGAAGGAGACCAGAAUAUUUCGUUAUUUAUCAGCAAUGCAUCAGCUAGAAGAAGAUACAACAGAAUCAGACAACUCUAUAUCGGUAAUGAAUUGGUGUCGGAUAGAGAAUAUGAUUUCACUGAAGAAGAAGUUUUGCAUGCUAUCAAAGAUUUAUAUAAUGACAAGGCCCCGGGUCCAGAUGGCUUCCCUAUUAUGUUCUUUCAGAAGCGUUGGCAUUUUAUCAAGAGAGACAUUAUGGGUACAGUGAAUGAGUUUUGCACUUCGGGUACUAUCAAUUCUAAACAUAACUCUACUUUCAUUACUCUUGUACCAAAGAAGGACCAUAUUGAAACUAUAAAAGAUUGUAGACCUAUUUUUCUUCUUACUAGCGUUUACAAAAUCAUUGCAAAAGUUCUAGAUACAAGGCUGAAACUUGUUAUGGAUAAACUUAUUUCCUCGGUACAAUGUUCAUAUACUGAAGGCAGGAAAAUAAUUGAUGGUACUUUAGUUGCUAAUGAAUUGGUAGAUUCUAGACUAAGGUCUGGAAAUGAUGGUAUUGUGUGCAAGAUUGAUCUUAAGAAGGCGUUUGAUAGAAUUAACUGGAGAUAUCUCGAAUUUGUUCUACAUCAAAUGGGUUUCAGUAGAAAAUGGUGUAAUUGGUUGAGGUUCUGUUAUUCUACUUUUUCCUUCUCGGUACUUAUCAAUGGUUCUUCAUUUGGCUACUUCACAAGUACAAGAGGUGUACGACAAGGCUGUCCGGUAAAUACUUCGAAAACUCGACUCAUUGUUAUUGGAGAUGUUCCUAACCUAGCUACUUGGGAGGAAGAAUUUGGUUGUUCAACCGAUUGUUUACCAUUUAUGUAUUUGGGGAUGCCACUUGGUGCAAAGUCUGGCUCAAAAAGAAUAUGGGAUCCAAUUAUAGAGAAGUUUGAUGCUAGAUUAUCUGUCUGGAGGAAGAUAUCUUUAUCUAGAGGAGGUAAACUUUCUCUUCUAAAAUGUAUCUUAUCUUCUCUACCCACUUAUUACUUUUCGUUAUUCAAGGCACCUAUUUCAGUUAUUAAGAUUCUAGAAAAGAAGAUGCGUAAUUUUUUGUGGGAAUUUAAGGAAGGUGCAAAGACCUCACACUUGGUUAACUGGGAUCUGGUUCGUGCAACUAAAGAAAAGGGUGGCCUUGGUGUUUGUAAUCUCAAGAUAAUGAAUUUAGCUUUAUUGGCUAAAUGGUGUUGGAGAUUUGGUGUCGAAAAGAAUAAACUUUGGUAUAAGAUAGUUGAAGACAAGUAUGGUACUGAUUUCUCCAAAUGGAUUCCCGAAAAUAUAACUCAAACAUAUGGAGUAUCCUAUUGGCGUGUGAUUGCUGGAACUACAAGUUUAAUUAGUGAAAAUUCAACACUCUUUGUGCAUUCAGGCAGUGCCAUUGCCUUCUGGAAUGAUAUUUGGUGUGGACAACUUCCUCUUGCAUCUGUUUAA
Molecule: messenger RNA, 1494 nt
Organism: Papaver somniferum (opium poppy)
Lineage: Eukaryota; Viridiplantae; Streptophyta; Magnoliopsida; Ranunculales; Papaveraceae
Exons: 3
Coding region: 1-1494 (497 amino acids)
Source: RefSeq, a predicted model, not a curated record